AUGGACAUUGAUUCAAAUAAUACUUCAUUCAAUGGGAUUGAGGAAGUUGAAGAACCGGAGAACAAUCUUUCAUUAAAUGAGAGUGGAGAAGUUGAAGGAUCGAAGAAGGGUAUGUAUUUUAUCUCAAAGCAAGAAGUGUACGCGUUUUAUGCUAAAUAUGAGAAACACCUUAGAUUUGCUAUAGCUUAUAGAACACAAAAUAUUGGAGAUGAUGGGGAGGUAAAAUACUUUGGAAUUGAAUGUACUCGAGCGCGGAAAAGAACAAAAAGAUCAGAAGUAAAUCCCCUGAAACCAUCUUUGUCAUCAAAAAUUGAAUGUAAAGUAAGGGUAAGAGCCAGUCUACAAAAGGAUGGAAGAUAUAGGUUAACCAUAGUUGUGCUUAAGCAUACUCAUGACUUGAUUCCUAGCAACUCGCGACAUUUUGCAAUGAAUAAGAGGAUUCUUACUCCUGUGAAAAGGAGACUAGAAAUAAAUGAUGCAGUAGGGAUAGGGGUGGCUAAGAAUUUUCAUUCUAUAGUUGUUAAAGCGGGGAGAUAUGAGGCAUUAAUAUUUGAUGAACGAGAUGCAAGGAAUCACAUUGAGAAUGCUAGAAAAUUGACACGUGGGGUAGGAGAUGCCGAAUCAAUUGCACUUUAUUUUCAUAACAUGUAA
Camellia sinensis is the source of this 651-nucleotide messenger RNA. The record is from RefSeq and is a predicted model, not a curated record. NCBI's taxonomy places the organism in Eukaryota, Viridiplantae, Streptophyta, Magnoliopsida, Ericales, Theaceae.